UGCUUUGGCACUUCCGGCUCGCCUCACUUGCAAAACAGAAGAGUGGCUCGUUAUGGCUUGAAAGAGCCAAACAUUAUAUAAAAUAAGAGGUGAGUUUAUCGUUGUGCUUAUUGACAAUUACAUAUGAUGAUAAAAUAGCUAACAUUAUGUGAUUAGGUUAACUAACGCGUUGUGGCUAAGCUUCCUAGCAACCAAGCUAGCCAACGCUUGUGGCUCAGCUGUCUGAUUGGCAAGAUCAAAAGCUCAUGCCAGCUAGCAAACUGUCUUUCAUUAGCUAAGUUAGCUAGUUAUGUCUUUCUUUGCCAGUGCCACUUUGAUUUGGUGUAGCCACUAGCUAGAUUAUUAAUGCACAUUCUGUCAGCGGCAAACUACACACCGGCGCUGUCUAGUUAGGUAACAUUACUGACUCAUACUUAACGGUUGUAGCUAGCUAUCUUAAUUCGCUUCAAUCGAUUUUGAACUAACCCAGCUGUUAGCUAAACUGGGAUUCGUCAAACAUAACUAGCAGGUAGGCUAGCUAACUAUUUGGAUGUGUGUCCUAUCCAUUUCAUACAGUACGAUAUCCAUUUCUCUAUUAGAAGAAUCAACUUGAAUUUGAAAGAGUGAAAAGAAACGAUGGCGUGUGCUAUGAUACCGCUUGAUGAGCAACAGGUGACAGAGGCUACUGGGCCCCUGGGAAAGGAGCGCACCCUGCCAGCCCUGGUAAGACAGCCAACAUUAUAAACCAUCUGACACUGCUUCCUCGGGUACAUUAUGGCCAUUGCUGUGGUUGUCACAUCACAAACGAACUGCCUUGUGUUACAGUAUCUGCAUUAGUAAGAGUUUGCUACUGUAAGCUAUCAUCGAAGUGUGCAUAUUCCCUUUGGUUAUGUGACCUAUGUCACUGUCCUAGUUGUUUUCUCAUCAUAACCCCACUUUAGUAUAUGUUUCUCUCAACUGUAGAAGUUAAGCUAUAUAAUAUCACUGUGUUGUCUGAUUGCCUCAGUCUGAGGACGUGUCACUGAACCAUUGCCCACUGUCCUUGUUGUGUUGCCAUGGCAGCAUCCAGACAGGAAGGAGGAGCGGUGUUUCGUGCCUUAUAUGCCCCCUCCCGAGGACAGCUCCCCUGCUCAGGUGGAGGAGUACCUGGAGCAUGGCAAGUUCAUCACUGAGGACCUGGACUGGCUGCUGGCCCUGCCACAUGACAAGUUCUGGUGCCAGGUCAGUCACUGUGGCUGUCAUACACCAUAACGUAGAGACGGGAGGUUUUGACCUGACCAAGAUUAACCUAAACCCAUUGGGUCCAUCAUUAACACGCAUCUCUCUCUCUCUCUCUCUCUUUCUCUCUCUCUCUCUCUUCCCCCCCCCCCCCUAGGUGAUGUUUGAUGAGUCAUUGCAGAAGUGUCUGGAUUCCUACCUACGCCACGCCCCUCGGGGAUUAGACCCCUCCUCACUGCCCUCCUCCCCGGCCGUUGCUGACAUGCAGCGCUGCGUCCACCGAGCCGUCUUCAUGACCUUCCUCAGGAUGGCCACGCACAAGGAGUCCAAGGUACCACUGCUGUCUAGGUAGCCUGGGGGUUUGUCUGUUUCUGACAAGGCAAUGAUGUAGUGUUGUUGAAUGGAGAAACUGUCUUUUGCAUGUCCAGAUACCUGUCAUUUAAAAGCGGAUAACCGUGUUUAGAUGGGGUCAGAGACAAGUUUUAACUAAACAGCUUUAACUGUUAGAGGCUAAGAAUUUUUGGAACAUGAAUUAUUCUCUGUCUGACUCUUCUAUUGAGAGGAGAAUUGUCUUACUGAACAUAACUUUUAUUUCCUGUUUCUUCUUCACUCUCAGGAGAGCUUUAUAACUCCGACUGUGUUUGGAGAGAUCAUUUACGACAACUUCCUGUUCGACAUUCCCAAGAUCCUGGACCUGUGUGUUCUGUUUGGGAAAGGAAACUCUCAGCUGCUCCAUAAGAUGAUAGGUGAGCUCCGCAACAGGGCCCUUUGUCUGGUGUAGCACUUUACCUGCUCAAAUGGAUCUAGAACAGAUGACAUUUUUUCAAUAAAUGACAUCAAUGUCUUGUUUAUCUUCCAGAAAACAUCUUCAUCCAGCAGCCGAGUUACUAUGGAGACCUGGAUGAGGCGGUGCCCUCGGUCCUACAGGUAAGAAGCACAACCAUUUAAUACACUCCAUUUCAAAAGGUUUUCUUUGAACAUAAUCUAGGUGACACUGACAUUUUACCUCACUUCCAAUUUAGUGUCACAGCAUUUUAAGAUGUCGCAGCCUGCAACUUUUAAGUAGUGCACAUUGGAGAACAUAGGGUGCCAUUUCAGACUUGCUCUUUGUCUCUUCCCAGGUUUUGGACACUAUCCUUGCUAAGUGUGGUCUCCAGUGUGAAGGAACCACAGCAAUCGAGCCUCUGAAGCUCAGCUCACACGGCCGACCCACCGCCAUGACCAUGAGUCAACAGGUACUGUAAUGAUAAACACACUGCACCUGCCUUUUACACCAUGACCGAAAAGAUAGACCACAGUUAUAAAGUAAAGUCCACUGCUUGUCAGAGAUUGUUGUUUUAAAAACAUGUCAGCUGAAGUUUAAAACCAGCUGAAGUUUAAAAUCUCUUCAAUGAGUCACCGGUUUGUUUUAACUGAUUGUUGUGACUGGUUGUGAAACCUCUUCCAUCUCCUCAAUGAGUUGGCGUUCUCCUAGUACGGGAGUGACUAGUUUAGACUGGUUGUAACUAUCAUUUUUGACUGGUUCUGACCAGUUCUGACUGGUUGUGCCUCCUCUUCCAGGACCUAGUGGAUUUGGUGCUGUAUCUGUGUGAUACCUGUACCACAAUCCAGGCCUUCCUGGACAUCUUCCCUGCUGCCUGCUCCACCUUUCAGUGUCACAGCUUCCUCAACAGGUAGAGUGCUCGCAUACACACCUUCCACUCACACAGAUAUCUCAACAGGUUAAAUGAAUGUAUUUGAUAAACAUAUACAGCCAAGAACAAGCAGUAUUUCACUUGUUUCCCACCACCACUAUUCAACUACACUGCUUCCACAGUGGUGGACCAUUUGUUUCUUUCAAUAUUGCAUUUGUCAGAGUUGAUCACUUUUGCUCAAAAUGUACCUUCUCGUUCUUCUCAGACUAGCCUCAUUCUACGAGGUGGCUGUGCCUGACAUAGAGAAGGCUGUGAGGAAAAGAAACUUUGAUGACAAUAGGUGUGUUUCUAUUUGUAGACGUGUGUGUACUGUGUGUGUGUGUGUUUUUUCCUGAACGUCAAAUUGUUACCAUGGUUACUCCAUGGACAACAUUUGACAUUUUAGUCAUUUAGCAGACACUCACAGUUAGUGAGCGCCAUGCUCUACCAACUGAGCUACACGGGGCCAUCAGUCUGAAAGAAGUCGCAAUAGUCUCUAUAAGCUAGAAUGUUAAAUACAAUUAUAUUUGAGGUUACUUUACCGGUUGUACAUGCUGUUGGUUCUUUUGGCGGUAGGAGAUUGAGUAUCCACAGGAAAGUGUUGUUUACCCAACUUUUUGCGGCGCUGGUAGGUUCUGUCACUUGUAUUUUCAAUCGCUCGGCUCAUUGCACGUGACGCACAAUAUGGAAACAAGAGCCGAAUGUAGUCGACCGAAGCACUUUUCUUCGUAAUCAGCCUGAAGUGUUUGCCGUUAUUGUGCAAGUGUUUGUCACGUGCGAAUUGCAGCAGUAUUGAAAAUAAAAACCGGAAGGACAAACCAAUAUACAGACCAGCGUACUGAAAGUCGUCUGAAUAACACUAUCCUGUGGAUAUUCUGUCUGUUUUCUAGCAGCAGAAGGACAAGCCGGUAGAGCAACUUUAAAUGUCAUUUUAUUAAACAUUCUGACAUAUAAAGAACAUUUACACAAUGUUGCACACAAAUGUCUCAGGCUGUAUAUACCAAUUAAUUGUGUGCUUGUAUAUACCAUGUGUGCUUGUGUGUGUGUGGGUACUGUGUAUGAACUGUUUGUUUUGUGCGUGUUCAUUUGUGCAUCCGUGUGUGAGUGACUGAACCCCCCCCUCCCCCCGUGCCCCCCUGCCAGUCUCCAGGAGGACCUGUGGAGGAGGGUGUGUCACGCCCGGAGGAGGAUGGUGGAGAUGGCGCACCUGCUGCUGCAACACACCUGUCUACAGCCCAUACUAGAGGGGUCAGAACAAAACGCCUUUCUAUCUCUCUCUCUUCUCUUUUUCUCAUCCUUUCUUUAUCCACCUACCAUCCACCUACCUAUGUUUGCUCAUAGCCUUCCCGCAGCCUUUGAACAUUUUGUUGUUAAUUUGUUUUUAGCUCAGAGAACAUUCAGACAUUUGUGGAGGAACUCCUACAGCAUUUCACUACUUUCCUACCAGAGAAGAGGUACAGUACAUACUUGUUUGUUUCCUGAUAUGGAAAGAAUUACCUUUUGAAGGGCCAUAAACGUCUUCAAUCAAUCAAUAUUCUUGACCAUUGCAUCCCUGACCUAAUUAAUACUGUUCUUACGAUGACUGCUGUUGUUUGGAAUGUUGUGUAACUGAUUGGAGCUUGUCCAUUGAGGAGAUAAAGAAAGUUUGUUGAUGCCAUCCUUGUUGCUGUCUCUCUCUCUCAGGUUCCUAUCAGACUACGAUGAGCAGUUCCCCAUAGCUGAUGAUAUCAGUCUUCUACAGCAGGCCUUCCCUCUCCUGUAUCCUUCCUCCACAUGGUCUCACUGGUCUUGCCCACUCAGACACAUGUUCCUCAAUGAGUCCGCCAGUCAGCCAUUCACUCUUCACUCAUUCACUCACUCACUUUGAGUCAUAGAAACAUACACAUCCCCCUCAUUGGAAGAAACGUAUCCAUCCAUCCAUCCAUCCUAGAGCAGUGGGGCGGCAGGUAGCUUAGUGGUUAAGAGCGUUGUGCCAGUAACCGAAAGGUCGCUGGUUCUAGUCCCUGAGCCGACUAGGUGAAAAAUCUGUCGAUGUGCCCUUGUGCAAGGCACUUAACCCUAAUUGCUCCUGUAAGUCGCUCUGGAUAAGAGCGUCUGCUAAAUGACUAAAAUGUAAAUAAUAACACCUCCACCACCCUUUCCUCCAGCACUGCCCAUUGUCUUUCCUUAACCCUCCCUCCCUCCCUGUCAGAGACGAGACCAGGACAUCGUAUCUGCUCCAGGGAGUGGAGGAUGCCUGGGAUAGCGUGGGCCGGAGGAGAACCCAGUCCAGACCCCAGCAGACACACUCCUCCGCCGGGCUGACCGGCCAGGGAGCAGAGGGUGGAGCUGGGGCCUGGGGUGGAGCUGGGGCAGGGGCCUGGGGGGGGGAGAUGGGAAUCAGAGAGCCAGGGGAAGGAGGGGAGACCCCCAGAGGAGCAGAGGCCAUGCUGGAUACGCCCCAUAAAGGAGACAACGUGAGUUCUGACUAGGAGAUACCAGUUUGGGCAUAUGGGGUGGGGUGAGCUGUGAUGUAGUUUGUUAGUUAAACCUCCAAAAUAAUGGGGCCAUACUUGCGAACAUAAGUAACCAUUUCAAUUUAAACCGUUUCUUCGUCUCAAAAUGCGUAUCAGCCAAUUUAAAUAGUCGAUUUACUUGCUUGUGACAGAACGUUAAAGUGUAGCUGGUCCCAUCAGAUAACAUGGCACAUUGGUCUGUAACAAAAUGUUGUGUGCCAAUAUUGCAUUGAUGCAUCCUUGUCUAGGCUUCCAGCUACUACUUUUUUACAAUUUCACAUAUGAGAAAAUCCCACGUUUUUGUUUCUGUUUCACACACGUUAAUGUGCUUUUAUGGAAAAAAUAUAAAUGAGGUCCUUAAAACAUGUACGUUUAUCGUACAGCGUAAAAAAAAAAGAAGAGCCAUAUGAAUUUGUCAAAUAUCAGUCAUGUAGGCUACCAUUAUCACCAUCGCUUCUAGGUGGCACACGCUGCCAAAGCGGUUGACUCGAAAUCGAUAGUGCACGAGAACCCCUCGCAUCAAGCUUUUUUGUUGAGUUCACUGCCGGUCGUUGACAAGACCUCAGAAAAAUAUUUGUAGACCUCCACAAGUCUGGUUCAUCCUUGGGAGCAAUUUCCAAACGCCUGAAGGUACCACGUUCAUCUGUACAAACAAUAGUACGCAAGUAUAAACACCGUGGGACCACGCAGCUGUCAUACCGCUCAGGAAGGAGGUGCGUUCUGUCUCCUAGAGAUGAACGUACUUUGGUGUGAAAAGUGCAAAUCAAUCCCAGAACAACAGCAAAGGACCUUGUGAAGAUGCUGGAGGAAACCGGUACAAAAGUAUCUAUAUCCACAGUAAAACGAGUCUUAUAUCAACAUAACCUGAAAGGCUGCUCAGCAAGGAAGAAGUCACUGCUCCAAAACCGCCAUAAAAAAGCCAGACUACGGUUUGCAACUGCACAUGGGGACAAAGAUCGUACUUUUUGGAGAAAUGUCCUCUGGUCUGAUGAAACAAAAAUAGAACUGUUUUGCCAUAAUGACCAUCAUUAUGUUUGGAGGAAAAAGGGGGAAGCUUGCAAGCCGAAGAACACCAUCCCAACCGUGAAGCACGGGGGUGGCAGCAUUAUGCUGUGGGGGUGCUUUACUGCAGGAGGGACUGGUGCACUUCACAAAAUAGAUAGCAUCAUGAGGAAUUAUGUGGAUAUAUUGAAGCAACAUCUCAAGACAUCAGUCAGGAAGUUAAAGCUUGGUCGCAAAUGGGUCUUCCAAAUGGACAAUGACCCCAAGCAUACUUCCAAAGUUGUGGCAAAAUGGCUUAAAGACAACAAAGUCAAAGUAUUGGAGUGUCCAUCACAAAGCCCUGACCUCAAUCCUUUAGAAAAUUUGUUGGAAGAACUGAAAAGGCGUGUGUGAGCAAGGAGGCCUACAAACCUGACUCAGUUACACCAGCUUUGUCAGGAGGAAUGGGUCAAAAUUCACCCAACUUAUUGUGGGAAGCUUUUGGAAGGCUACCCGAAACGUUUGACCCAAGUUAAACAAUUUAAAGGCAAUGCUACCAAAUACUAAUUGAGUGUAUGUAAACUUCUGACCCACUGGGAAUGUGAUGAAAGAAAUAAAAGCUGAAAUAAAUAAUUCUCUCUACUAUUAUUCUGACAUUUCACAUUCUUAAAAUAUAACUUACCUAAAACAGGGAAUUUUUACUAGGAUUAAAUGUCAGGAAUUGUGAAAAACUGGGUUGAAAUGUAUUUGGCUAAGGUGUAUGUAAACUUCCGACUUCAACUGUACCACUGUUGUACUGAGCCAUUAUUUGCUUGUUUAUGGCCCGCCUGUUAGCUUGCACAAUUCUUGCCAUUCUCCUUCGACCUCUCUCAUCAACAAGCUGUUUGUGGCACCAUUCGCAGGAAACCAUAGACACUGUCAUGCGUGAAAAGCCCAGGAGGGCAGUCAUUUCUGAGAUACUGGAUCUGGCGUGCCUUGCACCAACGAUUAUACCACGUUCAAAGUCGCUUAGGUCACUCGUUUUGCCCAUUCUAACGUUAAAUCUAACAGUAACUGAAAGCCUCGAUGCCUGUCUGCCUGCUUUAUAUAGCAAGCCACGGCCACAUGACUCACUGUCUGUAGGAGUGAUACAUUUUCGUAGGUGUACCUAAUAAUCCUACUGUACACUUUAAUGCUCAUCCUCCUCAAUUCAAGUAACGUAUAUGUGACAAAGCAGAUGAUAGGAAAUGCAUAUAAAAUAUUUUAGGCCUACAUUUAGGUGUACACCUCCAUGUAAUAUAGCCUAUGCAAUAUGAUUAUUAGGCAAUAGCCUUGUGUUUGUGUGCAAGGCUGAAGAAAGAGAUGGCUCCUUAUUCAAUUAAUUCCUAAUCUUCAUUUUCAAGCUGUUGGCUACGUCCCUUUUCAACACACUAACACAAUACAUGUAGAUCUACAUUUCAAAUGUGGGGACUCGUGAGAUUCAAACCCUUGCCACAAUCUGCGACAAUUAUGUGGACUAGGCACUUUACACAGAGAGUAAUUUGACCAGUCAGUCAAAUACACGUGGUAGUUGCUUUGAUGAUCAGAACGUGCUGUUGGGGGUAUGUUAAGGACGCUUCCGUGAACACGUUUUUGGAACACGUCCAACUACAUCGGCGAUUUUAAUUGACUGAUGCAGAACUUGUUCCAGGAUAUAAUCACUGCCUGGUGGGGCAAUCUUAGGGCUAACGUGUGCCAUGUUAUCUGAUGGGACCAGUUACAUUUAGCGUUCUGUCACGUGCAAGUAAAUCAACGAUUUUAAUUGGCUGAUACGCAUUUUGAACAGGAGAAACCGUUUACAUUUAAAUGGUUGCUUAUGUUUGCAAGUAUGACCUCCAGAUUUGUAAUUUUAGCUGGCAAAAUAAUACACAAAUAUAACCAAAUCAUUUUGAGAGCUUACCUAUCCCUAUAUGAGACAAUACACAGGAGCCUCAGUCCUGUGUAGAUGCUAUUGUAAUAGUGUGUGUGUCCGUGUCUGAUAUGUGUUAUGUUGUCCAGGGUGCUGCAUGUACGAUCAGUGCGGGGGAGCUGGAGUCUCUGUUAACCCACAUCAGAGACCUGCUACCAGACCUGGGAGAGGGAUUUCUACUGGCCUGUCUCCACCAGUACAAUUACAGCUCUGAACUGGUCAUUAACUACAUCCUAGAGGACAGACUACACCCUGACCUGGACAAACUGGACAGAGCCAUGCCCAGGUAGAGAGGGAGAGGGGUGGGUGUCUGUAUGUGGACAAACACAGAUGCACAAGCUGAGUCGUGCUGCGCUGAUCUUGUUAUUCAUCCUUCAUAGUUGUGGGAACCGUGCUGGAAAUAACAAUGUGAAAGGAAAAUAUCAGAGCCAGCACGGUUUGGGUCGGGUAGUCUGAAAAAGGUAUUAACGUUGAUGUUCGCCUCUCUCCAGGCCGGUAAAGGAGGAGCUGCCUCCUGUCCUCAGCACCAGGUCCAACGUGUUUGACGAUGAUGAGUUUGAUGUCUUCAACAGAGACCAGGUGGACAUGACCCGCGUCUGGAAGGGCCGGAGGUCAGACGCUAUCAACUAUUUUCCCCCUGGGGACAAAGUUAAUUGUGGCCAAGAUGGCCUCCUGAUGACUCGGUCACAGACCGUUUCCUGUUCUGUCUGGUUACGCCACACCACACCCAAAAUGACAAUUUUCCCAAGUCAUUUUUAGAUGAAUACCAGGUUAAUAGUGAACUGUACAAUAAAGCCUGAGCUCUGUAUAUUUGUGUGUGAUCUGUAAUCUCUGUAUAUCUGUCUGUGUUGUUUCCCUUCAGGAAAGGAGAGAGUGUGCGGGACCUGCUAAAUGACAAGCAGCACAUAGCAGAGCAGAAGGAACGCUACCUGACCUAUGAGACUGUGGUGGAUGAGGUCAUCGUGACUCCCAGCGAAUCAGGAGCCGUCUACAAUCUGGACGAUUAUGAUGAUGAGUAUGAUGACACAUACGACGUCAACCAAGUAGGAGCCAAUGAUCUGGACGGAGACGCCAACCUGCUCAAUCGCAGGUAACACACACCUGUUUACUGAUUUAAGAUUUUAGCUAAUCAUUUAGACUAGAGCCUCCCAUCUGAGUUUGGUUGCUCAGUCUCAAGUUUUCUUCCCUCUAAGAGAUUUGUCCUUGCCAAGGUGCUACUUUGUGACUACUGUUGUUGAACCACAUUUAUGUAAAAAGGGCUUUAUUUAUUGAUUGAGUGUGACACAACCUCUCUCUCUCUCUCCCUCCCACAGGCCGUUCACCAUCCCUCAGAUCCUUCGGCAGGGAGGCAGACCACAGAUGCAGGAGGAGAAUGUAGAGGAGGGGGAGGAAGAGGACGAGAAGGUAGGGUGUAUAGAAAUUGAUUUUCCUGUAUAGAAUAGUGGUCACCGACUGGUCGAUCUCCAAGGCCUUCCUAGUCGAUCACCAAACAUUUCUGUAGAAAACCCAACGAUACAGGCUUGUGCGCCUUUGUUUUCUUAUUGGUGUUGCGCUGUUGGCGGUAGGUGCACUUGAUUCAGAAGCCCUGUUGGCGGUAGGUGCACUUGAUUCAGAAGCCCUGUUGGCGGUAGGUGCACUUGAUUCAGAAGUCCUGUUGGCGGUAGGUGCACUUGAUUCAGAAGUCCUGUUGGCGGUAGGUGCACUUGAUUCAGAAGUCCUGUUGGCGGUAGGUGCACUUGAUUCAGAAGUCCUGUUGGCGGUAGGUGCACUUGAUUCAGAAGCCCUGUUGGCGGUAGGUGCACUUGAUUCAGAAGCCCUGUUGGCGGUAGGUGCACUUGAUUCAGAAGCCCUGCACACCGGGUAGGCAAAGUGUUCCUAUUUUGAACCAUUUCAUUGGUCUGAAAAUACUAACUCCGCCUACCCGGCGGACUGGGAGAUCUGUGGCUAAAUCGAGUACGCUUAUUGCGCUGGCCAAUCGGAUAGCUCAAAUCCCUUCCACGACCUCAGCCCCAGCAAAUUUGAUACUAGCCUACUUGAGAUUUCUUAACUUUUAAACCAAUGACCAGAGAGAGACUGUCAAAGAAUACAGCAAAGAGCUGCUAUUUCUAUGAGUGAGUUCAUGUCUUAAUGUUUUAUUCACCACUGACAACACUGUUUAUUUAACACUAUUACAAAACAUAAAACACGCUUCUCCCUACUUCCACUCCUGCUGCAAUGAAUGAGUAGCCAAGUGUAUCGAUCGCCCUGCAUUUUUAUGAAUUAGCAGCUCGUCGUGUCUGUUAAUAUCGAGGAGUAUUUCACUUUCUCUGGUCAUAGAAACAGCAUGAAUUUGUGCAUGAGGCUGAUGCGGUGCGACUCAAGUUUCGCCAUCAGGUGGAAGAUUGUCCCAUCUCUCUAGUCAGUCUCACCGGAGGAAAUUGAGAGAGCAGGGACCUCCCUCCGCUGAGACUAAUGCCGAACUAAAACAACUGGGAACUCUGAAAUCUCAGACUUCCGACUUCAGUGCGUUCAAGACAACUGGGAACUCCCAAAAAAAUCAGACUGGGAAAAAUCGUUUUGAGCGGUCAUCCAAGUCGGAAACUGGCAUCUUUCUAGAGCUCCGCUUUCCAACCUGAAGAUCACUGACAUCAUGAUUUGACCUCGUUUUCCCCCUCCCCGAGUUCCCAGUUGUCUUGAAAGCACCAUGACCAUCAGAUGCAGGUACCAUCAGUCCUGUAAAAUAAAAAAGCAAAAUGAUUUGCUAAUUAUUUCAAUUUAUCCUUCGCUGUGCUGCAGUGCUACAUCAACUGAUCAUUGUUAUCAAACUGAGUUUGAAUAUAUUGUCUGAGAAGACUGCAUGCCAGGCAUAACAAGAUAAUGAUUGGCCUACUGCCAAACUCAUUCUCGAACUGUUUAUAUAGAUAUGUUAAAAUGUACGUAUUUUAAAAUACUAAUUGAGCGAGUCUGGACUGCUUUUACUGCAAGUGAUCUUAUUUGCCACUGUAUAAACAAAGCUGUUCACAGAACCGCUAUGGACUUCUCUGUGAUGAUGCAAGUUAAGAGCGAUACCUGCCACUUUCCUGAAAUGCCACCCUUGAUUCCUGUUCUUUAUUAUUCUAACUCUACAGUUGCUUCCCUUCUUAUUAUGAUCAACAAUAUGGGCAUGGUCAGUGUUAUCUAUUGGCGCUGUUUAACAUCUUGCCCACAAGGUGGCUUUACAGGCUAGCUACCUAAGGCUCUCUAUGUACCAUGUUUUGUUAUCCAGAUUAGUUAUAUUAGGUUUGACAUAAUUGAACCAGUGGCUAUGCUGUAGGGUUGUCCUUAUUUCUAGGUUAAGCUGUUUAGAUGGAUCAGUCAUUAUGUGUUGUAUCAUUAACCCUUUACAUGGUGUGUUCUCUCAGGACAGUGCUGUGAAGAGAGACCAGUUUGUUCAGGACCCAGCUCUGCUGAGAGAGAGGGCAGAGGCAAGGAGAGCUACCAUGCAACACAGGAAGGGGUACGGAGACACACACACACUAACUUAAAUCCCUGUCUUAUAUUGCCCUUAAGUUCUGUUUCAUGUCUUACAAUUGCAAUGUAAGACAUCCUAAAUUGAGGUUUGUUUAUGAAAAAUGUGUGCAUUUCCCAUUUGAACCCCUCUCUCCUCCCCCUAGGUACCGUCCGGAGCCUGCCAGAGAGCGAGACGUGGUGGGUAAACCUAAAGGCCAGGGCCAGUCUACAGAGACCCUUCUGGACCGACGCAAGAAGGAGGCCCAUAAGAGCAGGGGAGCCAACCACAACCGCAGGGCGAUGUCCGACCGCAAGAGGAACAAAGGUAUGAUCCCCUCCUGA
Messenger RNA from Coregonus sp. 'balchen', 12083 nucleotides. Lineage: Eukaryota; Metazoa; Chordata; Actinopteri; Salmoniformes; Salmonidae. The record is from the annotation of a GenBank genome assembly.